UGAGGCAAGCACUCUAACGGAUUGAGCCACGGCUCUAGCUCCAGUGCCAAGAGCUUGUGAGGUUGUCACCCCUGUGCUUCUCUUCCACACAAGGUUCCCAGGUGCUCAGAGAGCAACUCCUCGGGUGCUCGGUACAUCAGGAUGUAGACCCAGUCUCUGACCCCAGGCCCUCAGCAUCCAUCUCAUCUGCUGAUUUUCAUUCUAGGAUCUUGUGCUGAAAGACAUUUCCAAAGUGCCUUUUGUCAGCUCCAACUCUGACCUACGCAGCCUGGGAGGGGAGCCACUAUUGGCUUGUGGAAGGUGGCCUGAACCAGCUCAGGUGUUCCUUUGAUUCUGGGGCCUGCAGUGAACUUGAUUCCAUGGCGCACCGGCUGCAGCUGCGUCUACUGACGUGGGAUGUGAUGGAUACCCUGAUCAAGCUCCGCUGCUCUGUUGGGGAGGAAUAUGCCAGCAAGGCCCGGGCCCAUGGGGUGGUCGUGGAAGCCACGGCCCUGGAACAAGCCUUCAGGCAGGUAUACAGGGCUCAGAACCACAGAUUUCCCAACUAUGGCCUGAGCCAUGGCCUUACCUCCCGUCAAUGGUGGAUGGACUUGGUCCUACACACCUUCCACCGAGCAGGCGUCCCAGAUGCCCAGGCCGUAGCUCCGGUGGCUCACCAGCUAUACGAAGACUACAGCAGUCCUUGCACCUGGAAGGUGUUGGAAGGGGCUGAGACUACCCUGAAGGGGUGCCGUAAGCGGGGUCUGAUGCUGGCGGUGGUCUCCAACUUUGACCGACGGCUGGAGGAUAUUCUAGCAGGCCUUGGCCUGAGAGAGCAUUUUGAUCUUAUUUUGACUUCUGAGGCUGUGGGCUGUCCUAAACCAGACCCACGGAUUUUCCGUGAGGUCUUGCGGCGCACUCGUGUAGAGCCUGCGAUGGCAGUUCACGUUGGGGAUAGUUACCUCUGUGAUUACCAGGGGGCUCGGGCUGUGGGCAUGCACAGCUUCCUGGUGGUAGGCCCAGAGCCUCUGGACCCCUCACUCAGAGAUUCUGUACCUAAAGAACAUAUUCUGCCUUCCCUAUCCCAUCUCCUGCCUGCCCUUGACCUUCUGGAGGCCUCAAGCCCUAUGUCAUGAGUUGGGUGAGGGAAGUAGCUGGGACUGAAUAAACAGUGGAGGCAGGGAGUCCCUUCUUCCUCCCCUCUCCCGCGGAGGCAGGUGUCUUGGGCCCUCCCUCUGCAGCCUCCGUAACCUAUUCUGAUCAUAGAACAGCGAGGGCUUGGCAGUCGCCUGGUCUCUGAGCUCAUGCAUUCAUUCAUACAUGUGUCUCUUUUUAUUUAUGAUU
This is a messenger RNA of Acomys russatus (golden spiny mouse), 1323 nucleotides long. It is a transcript of the gene Hdhd3, whose product is annotated as haloacid dehalogenase like hydrolase domain containing 3. The transcript has a single exon. Lineage: Eukaryota; Metazoa; Chordata; Mammalia; Rodentia; Muridae. The record is from RefSeq and is a predicted model, not a curated record. Bases 360 to 1115 code for a protein of 251 amino acids.